UAGCCGGAUAAGUAGUGAGGUCCAGGUGGGACAUGCGGGGGUACAAGUUACGAGUGGUGCCGGGCAGCGGCAAUGAUUAUUUAUGUAUAAAUAUUUAACAUUCUGUUUUCGACUUUUAAGUAAUAAUACCAGCUCUUCGUGCGACGGGGCGUGCGAUGCAAAGCCUUAAAGACUCGCUGCUUCCGCAACCUCCUUCUUUCUCAAAGAAAAAGUUCUAUGAGAUACACCAAGUUCUCGGCAAGGGGUCUUUUGGACAGGUGAUGCAUGCAACAUGGCACGUACCUCCAGGACAGAUACCAAUAGCCCGCCGAGGUGCAGCGGUUGCCUUAUCCCCCGACGUACACAAACCACCUUCGCGUACAAGUACUUUCUCCAGUACAUCUGCAGCGUCCAGCCAGUCGACGUCCAGUCAAGCAAAUAACUCAAAGAAGACUCGUACAGAUGACGAAAUAACAGUUGAGGUGGCCUUGAAGGUUAUUCCAAAGAAGAAGGUGAAGGGAAACGAGAGUAGCGUUUGGGGAGAGAUGGAAGUUCUGAAGGGUCUCGAUCAUCCUAAUAUUGUCAAAUUUUAUGAAUGGUUUGAAUCUCGAUCUAAAUAUUACCUUGCUUUCGAACUUGCCAUUGGUGGCGAGCUGUUUGAACGUAUAACACAAAGAGGGAAAUUUACUGAGUCUGACGCAGUAGUCGUCGUGAGGUCUAUUCUCUCUGGUGUGAAGUACUUACAUGACCACGACAUCGUACAUCGUGAUCUCAAACCAGAAAACAUCCUCUACCGGACUAAGGAUGCCGACUCUGACAUCGUCAUUGCGGACUUUGGCAUCGCAAAGCAUUUGCAUUCCCCCGAUGAGCAACUACAUUCGCUUGCCGGAAGUUUUGGCUACGUUGCGCCUGAAGUGUUGAACAAAAAAGGGCACGGAAAGGCCGUCGACGUCUGGUCAACGGGUAUCAUAACUUACGUUCUCCUCUGUGGCUACUCCCCGUUUCGAUCGGAGGAUAUGAAAGAACUCAUUCGGGAGACCACAGACGCCAAUAUCGAGUUUCAUGAGCGGUAUUGGAAGAACAUUUCUUCCGAGGCGAAGUCCUUCAUCAAAUAUCUGCUCAGUUCAAACCCUGCUGAACGACCAUCGGCAGAAGAGGCAUUGAAUCAUACAUGGUUGACAACAUCCGAUGCGUCACACGAAUACGACUUGACUGGACUCCGAGACAAUUUCAAUCCACGGGCCCGAUGGCGUGCCGCUAUUGCAGGUGCCCGUGCACUUCAUCGGUUUGGUUCGUCGAAGUCAUUCAGUAGCAAUGCCACCAAGAGUAGCGGUGGCUGGAAGACCUCUACGGGUGAAGAUAGCGAUGAUGAUGACGAUGACGAGUCUGAUGAGGGCGGACUCCGCCCCUCGCUAUCAAAGCCGGUGUCUCCAGGUCAUAACGAACACGUCCAAAUCACCGCUCCAGAAGAGGACUCAGGUCCACCUUCAGCGCGGUCUUCCACUGUUUCUCCCAACUCUAAACCUUCCGGUGAUGAUCAUAAUGAAGACCACCACACUUACGUUGCAAGCGAACAAGGCCCAACAAACGAGGAACAGUUAGAACCCGCCAAAGAUAGCAGUCUGGCAGACGAAGAAGCGUACGACUCCGAUGGAAGUCUAGCGAUCCCAGGAUCCUUCAGUACUCGAGGCACAUCUAAUAAGCCAUCGGCCGCAGAUGAAGGUGAUAGUGGCGGUGGUGGUCAUCAUCACGAAAGCUGGUCCGCUCAUGCUUCGCAUCUUCUGAAGAAGUUACACUUAUAGGGCUUAUCACUGUGGACUUUGGUUGCUCUUGGCUGGUCCUGCGCUACCUUUAUAUUAGCUUAUAUCUAUAGGGAAUUGUACAUUAUACAUGACAAUGGUGUGGAUAUCGGAAUGUAUAUGUAUUAUAUAUAUUCACUGCGAUCGGCUACUGUCAAAGUCAGCACAC
Molecule: messenger RNA, 1947 nt
Organism: Somion occarium
Lineage: Eukaryota; Fungi; Basidiomycota; Agaricomycetes; Polyporales; Cerrenaceae
Source: the annotation of a GenBank genome assembly